AUGCCCCCAACACGGUCAAAAGAGUCUGCCAAUGGUAGCGCAACGUCGAAAAAAGAUGCACGAGAGAUUCUCCAGGAAAGUGAGGAGAGCGACAGUGACAAUGAGAGCAUAGACAUGAUGGAUAAGGACUCCGAUGAGGAGGACUUAGAUAGACUUGUUCUUGGAGAUGGUGCAGGAUUUACGGCUCAAUUGGGUCAAGAUAUGGACUUUGAGCUGGAAGAAAACUCAGAGGGAGAAAUGGGUGAAGAUGAGGAGCAGGAGGAUGUUGGAAUUGAGGGUGUUAACGAUGCAGAUUUGUUCUUUCUCGACUCUGGACCAUCUACAGUGCCUCAAGACGCAUUAUUAUCGCGAUCACAACCCGGAGAGGAAGAAGGAGGAGAUGCGCUUGCCUGGGAAGAUAGCGACGAUGAUCGAUUAAAUGUAUCUCUUGCAGGAAAUCCUCGAUUAAGGAAACUUAGAGUCAACGAAGGAGAAGAUGUGGUUAGUGGGAGAGAAUAUACAAGACGGUUAAGAAUGCAGUUUGAAAGACUCAAUCCUGUUCCGGAAUGGGCACAAUCUUCUAAACCGACAAAGCGACGUCGCAGAUCAUCUGCGAGCUCUGAUUCUUCAAUAUCAUCGAAUGAUAUGGACGUUGAUGAUUCUGACCUUUCAACACUACCCCUCGCAAGACUUCUUCAAGAUGCUGGGGCACUCACAAAAGAAACUCCCGCGACCUCCAAACGACCAAAACUUCGACCUGAAGUUAUUGAUAUUCAAAGAACGAGGGAUAUACCCAAAGCCCAACCAUCAGCCGUCACUUCUCUUUCCUUCCACCCUAAAUACCCAGUCAUACUUUCUUCAGGCCCAGCAUCGACUUUAUAUCUACAUCACUACGCACCUACAGCUCAUCCUCAUCCUAAUCCACAACUUACCAGCGUCCACGUUAAAAAUACUCCGAUUGCUACAUCAGCAUUCCUUCAUCCUUCCGGAGACAAAAUCAUUUUCGCUGGUCGACGACGUUAUUUCCACAUGUGGGAUCUUCCCUCUGGAGAAAUUAAUAAGAUCACGCGGGUUUAUGGUCACCAGGAUGAGCAGAAGACCAUGGAAAGGUUCAAGCUCAGUCCAUGUGGCCGAUAUAUGGGAUUGAUCGGUUCGUCGAAAAAAGGAGGCGGUAUUAUAAAUGUUCUCGAUGCAAACACCACACAAUGGAUAGCAUCAGCACGGGUCGAAGGCAAGAAUGGAGUUGCUGAUUUCGCAUGGUGGAAGGAUGGAGAAGGAUUGACUGUUGUGGGAAAGGGUGGUGAAGUAGGCGAAUGGAGUAUGGAAUUAGGAUCUUUCGUCGCCCGUUGGAAUGACGAUGGUUCUAUUGGUGCUACUGUUCUCACGCUCGGUGGAUCCAAUGGACCUAAGCAACUCGGUGGACAUCGUUGGGUAGUGAUUGGGUCUCAAAGCGGUGUGGUCAAUAUCUACGAUCGCAAGAAUUUUGUCUCCGGAAACGAUAUAAAAAUACCCGAUAGACCUGAGCCAAAUAGACGACUUCUGCAAUUGACCACACCCACAAGUCAUUUGCAAAUUAGUCUCGAUGGACAAUUGUUGGUCUUUGGUAGUAGGUGGAAGAAAGAUGCCUUGAGAUUGGUACAUCUACCUAGUUGUACGGUGUAUAAGAAUUGGCCAACUUCGAACACGCCAUUAGGAAGAAUCUCUUCCGUAGCAUUCGGGAGUGAAAGUGAUGUCUUGGCGGUUGGUAACGAAGCUGGAAAGAUUAGGUUGUGGGAAAUUAGGAGUUAG
Messenger RNA from Sclerotinia borealis F-4128, 1767 nucleotides. NCBI's taxonomy places the organism in Eukaryota, Fungi, Ascomycota, Leotiomycetes, Helotiales, Sclerotiniaceae. The record is from the annotation of a GenBank genome assembly.